AUGUUCAACUCAUUAGACCGAGGCGCGUACGAACGCGAGAUAAUUGUCUAUCAGUUGAUUAGAGGUUGGAGCACAGUGGAAUAUGUGGGGACGGAGAUCACAACCGCUAAUAGGAGAACGCCCAUUGGCAGAAUAGCAGCUACAACGCUAGACAACUUCAUAGGUGUGAUGUUGAACAAGACAGGGGUAAUGGACGAUGACAACAUCUUUAACAAGAAUGACAUUGACCGGACAUGGGCUGCGGUACCCAUCAGAUCUGACUACGUAGGACAGAGGUCAUCCAUAGCCUACACCGCAGCGUUUCAAAGUAUCAUUACCUGGGGGCACUGA
Macrosiphum euphorbiae (potato aphid) is the source of this 330-nucleotide messenger RNA. NCBI's taxonomy places the organism in Eukaryota, Metazoa, Arthropoda, Insecta, Hemiptera, Aphididae. The record is from the annotation of a GenBank genome assembly.